Messenger RNA from Drosophila subobscura, 3175 nucleotides. It is a transcript of the gene Shal, whose product is annotated as potassium voltage-gated channel protein Shal. Bases 1 to 1716 code for a protein of 571 amino acids. The record is from RefSeq and is a predicted model, not a curated record. Gene Ontology annotation, molecular function: A-type (transient outward) potassium channel activity; protein binding. Gene Ontology annotation, biological process: potassium ion transmembrane transport; protein homooligomerization. Gene Ontology annotation, cellular component: voltage-gated potassium channel complex; membrane. The transcript is spliced from 5 exons. Lineage: Eukaryota; Metazoa; Arthropoda; Insecta; Diptera; Drosophilidae.
AUGGCCUCGGUCGCCGCUUGGCUUCCCUUUGCACGGGCGGCGGCCAUCGGUUGGGUGCCGAUAGCCUCCCUACCACUGCCACCGCCCCCCGUGCCCAAGGACCGACGCAAGACGGACGACGAGAAGCUGCUGAUCAAUGUAUCCGGCCGACGCUUUGAGACCUGGCGCAACACCCUCGAGAAGUACCCGGACACGUUGCUCGGCUCCAAUGAGCGGGAGUUCUUCUACGACGAGGACUGCAAAGAGUACUUCUUUGACCGGGAUCCGGACAUAUUCCGCCACAUACUCAACUACUAUCGGACGGGCAAGCUGCACUACCCCAAACACGAAUGCCUCACCAGCUACGACGAGGAGCUGGCCUUCUUCGGCAUCAUGCCGGACGUGAUUGGUGACUGCUGCUACGAGGACUAUCGGGAUCGGAAGCGAGAGAAUGCCGAGCGCCUCAUGGACGACAAACUGUCGGAGAAUGGGGAUCAGAACCUGCAGCAAUUGACCAACAUACGGCAGAAGAUGUGGCGUGCCUUCGAGAACCCGCACACGUCGACCAGUGCCCUGGUCUUCUACUACGUCACCGGCUUCUUCAUCGCCGUCUCUGUGAUGGCCAAUGUGGUGGAGACGGUGCCGUGCGGACACAGACCGGGCCGGGCGGGCACGCUGCCGUGCGGCGAGCGCUACAAGAUCGUCUUCUUCUGCCUGGACACCGCCUGCGUGAUGAUCUUCAGCGCCGAGUAUCUGCUGCGACUCUUUGCCGCCCCCGAUCGGUGCAAGUUCGUGCGCUCCGUGAUGAGCAUCAUCGAUGUGGUGGCCAUCCUGCCCUACUACAUCGGUCUGGGCAUCACCGACAACGACGACGUCAGCGGUGCCUUUGUCACCCUGCGAGUCUUCCGCGUCUUUCGCAUCUUCAAGUUCUCCCGCCACUCGCAGGGUCUCCGGAUCCUCGGCUACACGCUCAAGUCGUGCGCCAGCGAGCUGGGCUUCCUCGUAUUCUCGCUGGCCAUGGCUAUCAUCAUAUUUGCCACCGUCAUGUUCUAUGCCGAGAAGAAUGUGAACGGCACAAACUUCACAUCGAUUCCGGCUGCCUUCUGGUACACCAUUGUCACCAUGACGACGCUGGGCUAUGGCGACAUGGUGCCGGAGACAAUAGCUGGCAAAAUAGUGGGCGGCGUGUGCUCGCUUAGCGGUGUGCUGGUCAUCGCCUUACCUGUACCUGUUAUCGUAUCGAACUUUAGUAGAAUCUAUCACCAGAAUCAGCGCUCGGACAAGCGCAAGGCGCAGCGGAAAGCUCGCUUGGCGCGCAUCCGCAUUGCCAAGGCCUCGUCCGGUGCUGCCUUUGUUAACAAGAAGAAGGCCGCUGAGGCCAGAUGGGCGGCCCAGGAGUCGGGCAUUGAGCUGGAUGACAACUAUAGGGACGAGGAUAUCUUUGAGCUUCAGCACCAUCAUUUGCUGCGAUGUCUGGAGAAGACAACGGAUCGAGAAUUUGUCGAGUUAGAUUUACCCUAUAACGGACAGCCGAAGCGGCCGGGCUCGCCCUCGCCCAUGGCCAGUCCCGCCCACUCGACGCACAGUACUGCCGGCCUGCUGCAGUCCUGCUGCGGUCGCUGUUGCUCCCAGCGCUAUCAGGCCUGCGGCAAGUACAUGCCAGCUGCCAGCAAUGCUCAAAACAGCCAAAACAAUCAGCCCAUGGAUGGCACCUACCUGGUGGAGGCCUCGUUCUGAGCCAGCACACGGCCAAUCUACAGCAUCAGCAUAAGAAUCAGCAUCUGUCGCAGUCCCCCAAUCGCAUUCGCAUCUGCAUUCGCAUUCACAUUCACAUCAAAAUCCAAAUCAAGAUCAAGUUGAUUUAUGUUUAGUACAACUUGAAAAGUUUUUAAACUAAAUUGAAAUUGAAUUCGUUUGUAGAAAUUGUCCCCCGUACGUGUGUGUGUAUGUAGUCGCCAAAAAAGAUACAAACAAAAAACCCAAAAACCCAAAAACUAAAAUCGAAACACAAGUGUAAUCUCUAAAAUCUGAUUUUCGAGUUUAUGACGAACAGAAAAGAUAUUUAAUUAACGAUAAACAUUUGCGGAUUCAAGUGCAAACAUCUCUCAAUGUGUAAAAUGUAAAAAAGCACAUUAAAAACCAAAUAACAAAUAGUAAAUAAACAAGUAACAAAUAAAAUAAAAGUGCCGACCGAACCCAGUUUCUGAAGGCGGCGCAGUCGGAUUUGAUUAGCGAGGACCCGUUAAUAAAUUAGAUAAACCGAGUAAUAAUAAUUAUAAUAAUACAAAUAAUAAUAUAUGCAACACUAUUUACUUUAUAUAGGUGACAAGACAAACAGCAAAAAACAAAAAACAGAAACAACAGAAACCGAAGCAUUUUAGAGGAAUUUACCGUGUGUAUGUUUUAUUAAAGUGAACAUAAAUAAUAGCAUAGAAGUGCAAUAAAUAGAUCGAAGAGUGUACUAAAAUACCCAAGGGAUUGGAUACAAAUAGGAGAUCAAAUACCACUGAAAGUCCAGCGGGGGGGAGGAGUUUCCUCAAGCAAAUUGCAUGGGGUCCAAAAAACAGAAAAAAAAAAAAAAAAAUAACACAAUAAACAGAUUUUAACAGCCAAUGACUUGUGUAGCAAAGGAAACGAAUAAAAUAAAUACAUAGAGAAGAAUGAAUAGGUAAACGAAAGAACAAAGGAACGUAGGAAAAGGAGCAAAUUAUAUAAAUAUUAUUAUUAUUACAAAUUCGUGUAUUUUUUAAAUGGUCCGUAGUUUUGUAGGUAUGAACUUCAUCGGCUAUCCGCUAUCCCCUCUAUGGUUUCUCAUCAGCAAAACUUUAACCUCCAACUGAAAUGCUCUCCCGUUUCGUGUAAUUUUUAUCGCAUCUAUGGUACUCGUAUAUAGCAAAAAGGUUUCAGUUUUUCAUCUCUCUCUCCUCAUGGUAAUGUCAUAAGUGAACUAAUCAAAAUUUAUUGAAAUUACACAAUGAAUAAUGAACUUUCUUCCAAGAACUAAGUUAGCAAAAGGAGAAACCCUAUUUAAAUGUAUAUGUACGUGUGUGUGUGUAGGACAGGCUUUAAAGAAUUGGAGCAUUAACUAACUAAAAAGAACUCUUAGCAAAUUCUAACAGAAACUCAAAGUAUAUUAAUUAAUUCUAAAUUACAAAUCAAACAUUUAAAAUUAGUUCAAGUAAACAACUUACAAAAA